Messenger RNA from Spea bombifrons (plains spadefoot toad), 6187 nucleotides. Its product is annotated as unconventional myosin-X-like. Gene Ontology annotation, biological process: signal transduction. NCBI's taxonomy places the organism in Eukaryota, Metazoa, Chordata, Amphibia, Anura, Pelobatidae. The record is from RefSeq and is a predicted model, not a curated record. The transcript is spliced from 40 exons. Gene Ontology annotation, cellular component: cytoskeleton; myosin complex. The coding region runs from base 144 to 6137 and encodes 1997 amino acids. Gene Ontology annotation, molecular function: protein binding; cytoskeletal motor activity; ATP binding.
GCCGAGUGUGGAUUGUAACGAAAGGCGGUCUGCUUCCCGGUACCGUCACGUCCUGCAGCGACGGGGAUGUUGUGUUCACGAGCGACUAUGGACAGGAGUUCGCUCACCCUCGCUCUUCCCUCUCCCGGGAGAACGUCCUCCCGAUGCACCGGAGCAGCAGAGAUGGCGUGGAGGACAUGUCCCUGCUCUCCGACCUGCACGAGGCCGCCAUAAUGCUCAACCUGCACGUGCGAUACCGGAACGACCUGAUCUAUACAAACAUAGGCUCCAUCUUGGCGUCUGUUAACCCCUAUAAGCCCAUAGCUGGUUUGUACGACGAGGAAGCCGUGGAUCUUUAUAGCCGGCACCACUUGGGGGAGCUGCCGCCGCAUAUAUUCGCCAUCGCCAACGAAUGCUACCGCUGCCUGUGGAAGAGACACGACAGCCAGUGUGUCCUCAUUAGCGGUGAAAGCGGAGCUGGAAAAACAGAAAGCACCAAACUGCUGCUUAAAUUCCUGUCGUCGAUGAGCCAGACCUCCGCGGAAGGCGGCUGCAAGGAGACCCACGUGGAGGAAGCCAUCAUGGAGAGCAGCCCGAUCCUUGAGGCUUUUGGAAACGCCAAGACCGUGUAUAACAAUAACUCCAGCCGCUUCGGGAAAUUUAUCCAACUUCACUUUUCCCAGCAGGGCCACAUACAGGGAGGCCGAGUGGUGGAUUAUUUGUUGGAAAAGACUCGCGUCACUCGUCAGAGCCCCGGGGAGAGGAAUUAUCACAUAUUCUACGCUCUGCUCUCCGGAUCCAGCAAGGAAGACCGGGAAUCCCUUUGUCUCUCCGAUACUCACGGAUACCAGUAUCUCAGCACCUCGGGCUGCGUGACCGCGGACGGACUCAACGACAAGGACAUGUAUCAGAAGGUCAUGACCGCGCUCCACGUGAUGGAUUUUAACGAGGAGGAGAUCCGGGAAGUGUGGAAACUUCUCUCUGGGAUCCUGCAGCUGGGAAAUCUCGAGUUUAUGACGGCCGGCGGGGCGCAGAUCACAACUAAAGCAGUUCUCGGUGAUGCCGCCGACCUAUUGGGCUUGGAUUCCUUCCAGCUUUCUGAGGUCCUGACCCAACGAUCGAUGAUCCUGCGAGGGGAAGAGAUUAGUUCCCCUCUGACUGUGGAGCAGGCUACAGACUCCAGAGACUCGCUUGCCAUGGCGCUGUACGCCCAGUGCUUCUCCUGGCUCCUGGGGAAGAUAAAUUCUCGGAUCAAAGGGAAAGACAACUUUAAGUCUGUCGGCAUUCUGGAUAUUUUUGGCUUUGAGAACUUUCAGGUGAAUCGGUUUGAACAGUUUAACAUUAACUACGCCAAUGAGAAACUGCAGGAGUAUUUCAACAAACACAUCUUCUCCUUGGAGCAGCUGGAAUACAACAGGGAGGGAAUUCAAUGGGAAGCUAUUGACUGGAUGGACAACGCAGAGUGCCUGGACCUUGUAGAGAAGAAAUUGGGGCUGUUGGCUCUGAUCAACGAAGAAAGCCGUUUUCCAAAAGGCACAGACUUCACAUUGCUUGAGAAGCUCCAUGCCCAGCACGCCAAUAACCCGCAUUAUGUGAAGCCUCGCGUGACCGAGAACCAAUUUGGAAUCAAGCAUUAUGCCGGCGAGGUCACGUAUGAUAUACGGGGGUUUCUGGAAAAGAAUCGAGACACAUUCAGGGAUGACAUUCUCAACAUGUUACGAGAUAGCAGGCUGGAUUUUAUCUACGAUCUGUUUGAAAAAGUUUGCAGCAGAAGCGGCGAGGAAACUCUGAAAAUGGGAACCCAACGCAAGAAGCCGACUGUCAGCUCCCAGUUCAGGGAGUCUCUGCACUCCCUCAUGGCCAUGCUCAGCACUUCCAACCCUUUCUUCAUCCGCUGCAUAAAACCCAACACCGACAAGCUCCCGAACACGUUUAGCCCGGACGUGGUUUUAAACCAGCUGCGAUAUUCGGGGAUGCUGGAGACGGUGAAGAUUCGCAGAGCGGGGUUCCCGGUACGCAGGCAGUACCAGGAUUUUAUGAGCAGGUAUAAGAUGCUUCUAAGGAGUAUUAAAGGUGAAGGCGACCCUCGGGCGACGUGCGCUGCGUUCCUGCAGUCUUACGAUGGCAGUAAGAAGGAGUGGCAGCUCGGAAAGACCAAGGUGUUCCUCAAAGAAGCUUUGGAGCAGAAGCUCGAAAAAAGCCGUGACCAGGAACUCAAGAGAGCAGCUUUGGUGAUCCAAGCGCACGUCCAAGGAUACAUCGCAAGGAAGCGCUAUAAGCAGGUCUGCGGGUGGAUAGUCACAAUCCAGAAAAACUAUAGAGCGCAUUACUGGAGAUCCGCGUUCCUUCGCCUCCGUAAAUCCGCCGUCCACUUCCAGAAGCACUGGCGUGGCAGAGCCGCGCGGCUCCUUUUCCAGCAGAUGCUGGAGGAAGAGCGGAAACGGCGGGAAGAGGAAGAGCGGAGAAGGAAAGAGGAGGAGGAGAGGAGAAGGCAGGAGCUGGAAGAACAGAGGAGGAUUGAGGAGGAAAGAAAAAGACAAGAAGAAGCAGAGAGAAGGGAACAAGAGAGACUGGAGGCCGAGCUUCGGGCUGCUCAGGAAGAGCAAGAGAAAGCUAGGAACUUGGAAAACCUUCUUCAAGAAGAGGAGAGACGCCAAAUGGAGGAGAUCCUGCGGCUGGAGAAGGAGAUUGAGAAGCUGAAUCAACAACAAAAACUGGAUGGUAUCUCCAUCACUUGCGUGGACACGCGCAACGCGGUGACCCGGCAGCGGGAGGAACAAAUCCACAAGCUGGAGAAGGAAGCCUCCCGGGUGGCUCAGGAAUUCCUAGAGUUGCUGGACUUCGGGAAUUUGGAUGAAAGCACCCAAAGCUUGGAGAAUGGAAUUGACGGGACGCUCAACAUGGGGGGCAGCGUGGUGGCGCCUUUAGCUGAAGAUGAGGUGGAUGAAGGGUUUCACGCAGACGAUGAAGCUUUUCCCCCUCCUCCUCCAAUGUUGCUGGACGAUGCUGACCUAAUAUCCAGCGAGAGCUCCGAGGAACAGACCUACGCGAAAAUUCAACCGGAACUUCCCGAUGAGCAGAGUAGGACCAGUGCGCCCGAUUCCCCGGGCGAACCUUUAUCGGGUGAAGACGUUUACAGUGCCCUAUCUCAGAAGUCGGAAAGCAUAUAUCACUGUGUGUCGGAUACGCUGAGCAACAGCGACGAGGCACAGGAACCCAUUUACAGCUACCCUCCCGACGUGGAGUCCGACUACGAUCAUGAAGAGUUUGAGGAAGGUCCACCGGGUUCUGUGGACACAACAAACCUAAGCGAUGGUCAUCUGACAGAUGAGGAGGUUCUAAGGAUCUCCAAGCCGGGCAGCUUUGGAUCUCAGUGUGGGAGUUUGGAUUCGUUUUUGGACAGCGACGAUGAAGCAGACAGUCACAUUGACACCGAUGAAGAGUUAAUGACCAGUCGAGUGACUCUGUUUAACGGAGGGGGUCCUCCAUAUUUCCACAGUUAUCUCUACAUGAAAGCCGGUGGCCUCAUGAACCUCUGGAGACGCCGCUGGUGCGUGUUGAAGGACGAGACGUUCAUGUGGUUCCGCACCAAGCAGGAGGCUCUGAAAUCCGGUUGGCUUUAUAAGAAAGGAGGGGGGAUGUCCACCCUGUCGCGGCGCAAUUGGAAACGCCGCUGGUUUGUGCUGCGCGAGUCCAAGCUCAUGUACUUUGAGAAUGAUAGUGAGGAACGCUUGAGAGGGACCAUCGAUAUAAGGAUGGCCAAAUCCAUUAUAGACAUUCACGAGAAGGAAAACGCGUUGGACGUCGUGACGGAAGAAAGAACGUAUCACAUUGUGGCUGAGACGCCAGAAGAUGCGAGCGGCUGGUUUAAUGUCCUCAGCAGAGUCCACACCGCGACCGCCCAGCAGCUGCGAGAAAUGAGGGAUGAGCAAGCCAACCCCAAAAACGCCGUGGGGACUCUGGAUGUGGGUCUCAUAGACUCUGUCUGCGCCUCGGACUGUCCCGACAGGCCGAACUCGUUUGUGAUAAUCACGGCAAACAGAGUUAUUCACUGUAACACGGAUAUCGCGGAGGAGAUGCACCACUGGAUCUCCCUGCUGCAGAAGCCUCGGGGAGAGGCCAAGGUGGACGGCCAGGAGUUCCUCGUGAGAGGUUGGCUCCAUAAGGAGGUUCAGAACAGCAAUAAAAUGGCGUCCUUAAAACUGAAGCGGCGUUGGUUUGUGCUGACCCGAAACGCCCUAGAUUACUACAAGUCGUCCGAACGCAUGGCGUCCAAGCUCGGAACGCUUGUUCUCAACAGCCUUUGUUCGGUGGUGCAGCCGGAUGAGAAGACCCAUGCGGAAACAGGUUAUUGGAACAUUAUAGUCUGCGGUCGCAAACACUCUUACAGACUCUACACCAAGCUGCUCAACGAAGCCAUGAGGUGGGCUAACGCCAUCCAGGGGGUGAUUGACAGCAAAGCUCCCAUACAGACCCCGACUCAACAGCUUAUCAGAGACAUAAAGGAAAACAGUUUGAACGGAGAAGCCGUGGAACAAACAUACAGAAGAAACCCUAUACUGCGAUACACGCAUCACCCUCUCCAUUCACCUCUCCUACCGCUGCCUUACGGGGACCUCAACCUCAACCUGCAAAAGGAGAAGGGUUACACGACUCUCCAGGACGAGGCUGUACGGAUCUUUAACUCGCUCCAGGAGAUUGAGACUGUUCCUGAUCCGGUUCCUAUAAUCCAGGGCAUCCUUCAGACCUGCCAGGACUUGAAGCCGCUGCGGGAUGAAGUCUACUGUCAGCUGAUCAAACAGACGAAUCACGUGCCUCAGCCAAACAGCGCCGGAAACCUGCGUCACUGGCAACUCCUCUCCUCCAUGGGCUGCACGUUCCUGCCCGGCCGAGAUAUCCUGCGCUAUCUCAAGUUCCACCUGAAACGGAUCCGCGAGAUCUCCUCGGGCACGGAGGUCGAGCACUUUGCGCACUUUGUAGCCGACGCUCUUAAGAAAACCAAAUGCCGUGAGAUGGUCCCGUCCCAGGAGGAGAUUUCCGCGCUGCUCACGCGCAGCAACAUGACCACGACCGUGUACUGCCACGGAGGGGGGUCGUGCCAGAUAAGCAUCAACUCUCAUACCACGGCCGGGGAGGUGGUGGAGAAGUUAAUCCGUGGUCUGUCCAUGGACAACAGCCGUAACAUGUUUGCACUCUUUGAGCACAAUAACCACGUGGACCGGGCGGUGGAGAGCCGUGUGAUUGUGGCUGAUGUCUUGGCCAAGUUUGAGAGGCUUUCUAGUACAGUUGAAGAACACGAAGAAGAGGGGCAUUGGAGUCUAUAUUUCAAACUCUAUUGCUUCUUGGACGUACAGAGCGUUCCUAAAGAGGGCGUCGAGUUUGCUUUUAUGUUUGAACAGGCUCACGAAAGUCUCACCAGUGGUCACUUUCCAGCCCCCGAGGAGACUCUACAGCACUUGGCUGCUCUGAGACUGCAGUACCACCACGGGGAUUUCUCCAAAGUUACUUGGUCUCUGGAAACGGUCUAUCCCGUUCAACGACUUAGGACCAAAAUCAUGCAGGCCACCAAGAGCAGCAGCGCCACGUCUGGACAAACCCUGGAGAGGAGAAGGACCAGCUUUCUGGAAGGCACUCUGAAGCGCGGCUUCAAAGUGGGUUCCAUGAAGAAGCAGAAGAUGGAGGAAGAGCAGAUGCUGGAGAUGUGGCUGAAGGAGGAACUCUCCGCGGCUCGUACAAGCAUCGCAGAGAAAUGGAAGAGGCUUCAAGGGAUGUCCCAACACCAAGCGAUGGUCAAUUACAUGGCCAUUGUGAGCGAGUGGCCGGGAUAUGGAUCGACCCUUUUUGACGUUGAGUAUAAGGAAGGUGGCUUCCCCAACGACUUGUGGCUUGGAGUGAGCGCAGAGAAUGUUUCUGUUUACAAGAGAGGAGACGCCAAGCCGUUGGAGACCUUCCAGUACGAGCACAUUAUCUUCUUCGGAGCGCCUCAACCCAACACCUUCAAGAUUACUGUGGAUGACCGGGAGAUGUUUUUUGAAACUACCCAGGUUGGAGAGAUCACCAAGAUUAUGAGGGCUUACAUCAACAUGAUCGUGAAGAAGCGGUGCAGCGUUAAGUCGGUGGUCAGUCGCGACAGUCAGUUUAGUACCUGGGCGAGGUGACCGUGAAGAUGCAGACUCUCAUAAGUGCUCUAAACGCGAGAAAGUGAAGC